This is a messenger RNA of Exophiala spinifera, 3213 nucleotides long. RefSeq lists its product as uncharacterized. Lineage: Eukaryota; Fungi; Ascomycota; Eurotiomycetes; Chaetothyriales; Herpotrichiellaceae. The transcript has a single exon. The coding region runs from base 1 to 3213 and encodes 1070 amino acids. Gene Ontology annotation, molecular function: RNA polymerase III general transcription initiation factor activity; TBP-class protein binding; RNA polymerase III type 3 promoter sequence-specific DNA binding. Gene Ontology annotation, cellular component: transcription preinitiation complex; nucleus; transcription factor TFIIIB complex. The record is from RefSeq and is a predicted model, not a curated record. Gene Ontology annotation, biological process: DNA-templated transcription initiation; transcription by RNA polymerase III; transcription preinitiation complex assembly.
AUGCCUGCUCUCAAACCACCUCCGCCAAAGCCUCGUGCCGGUCAGCACAGAAGAGCCAUCCCGCGUGGUCGUAUCGAAGGCCUAGGUAGUCCGGCCCCAGUAUCAAUCCGUGCAACCACGCCUUCCUUUCGCCGUGCAUCAACACCCAGCAUACAACGCCCGGCCGGGGGAAAGGUUCUGAAAUGUACCAACCCGAGUUGCCCGAAUCCUCACAUCGUUGAGAGCGAGCAAGGUCUUAUUUGUGACACUUGCGGUGCUGUCGCUUUGGCGGAAUCUGGCCUUGUCAGCGAACAAGGCUUCGGAGAGACAGAUUCUGGAGCAAUCACCGCUUUGGGUGUUCGUGUCAAUGAAAACCAGACCCAUCAGCGCACCUACGCCCCGGGUGGUGCUCUGGGAAAUGCCGGUCGCGAACCCACUAUCAAUCGAGAACGAUCAGAACAACAAGCCAGAACGAUCAUGCAGUCUUUCCAAACUCUGCUGGGAGUACGACAGGCCGAGGUGGAUGCAGGUCUACAACUGUUCAAACUUGCUUGGGGUUACUCUUUCGUCCAAGGUAGAACCAUCGAUAGUGUCGCAGUGGUCUGCCUCUACCUUGCCUGUCGACGCAAACACGAACAGAUACAGAACGAGCGCCGUCCGAUGUACAGUCUGAUGCUGAUCGACUUUGCGGAGAAAAUCAACAUCGACGUCUUCUACCUCGGCAAAAUGUACUCAGACCUUGUUCGCAAGUUGUACCUUCAAACAGAUGGCACUAUCAAAGGAGACGUGUCGUCUGACCUGCUGGCCAUGGGCCCAGAAGUGCUUGUCAGUCGAUUUGUAGACGAGCUUGAAUUCGACAAGUCUCAUCGUGACAAAAUCAAGAUGGAUGCCAUCAGAAUUGUUCAACGAAUGAAGCGUGACUGGAUGUCUACGGGUCGAAGACCUUCGGGCGUAUGCGGUGCUGCAGUCAUUCUCGCAGCUCGAAUGAACAACUAUCGACGAACCACAAGAGAGGUGGUCUUGACCGCGAAGGUCACAGAGAUCACCAUCAACAAACGUCUUGAAGAAUUCCAGGAUACGGCCAGCAGUAAGCUUUCGGUGUCCCAGUUCAGGGAUAACACGGUACUCGAUGCCCAAGUUGCCUCAGACCCUCCUGCCUAUCAAAGAGCCCACAAUCCCAAACCCCCAAAGAAGAAGCGCGGUCGACCCAGAAAACACCCUUUACCACCAGCAACCCCUGAGCCGGAGACUGGUGUUUCUGUUGAGGCUGAGACUGGUGAUGGAGAGCCACCUUCCAAACGUGCCAGGGUGGACGCAGAUGGAUACAAGAUUCCCGAUAUUCCUCAGCGACCAACACCAAUCGACCCUGCUCUGACCGGGACUGAUGCCUCUGCUCUUCACGCUGACCCUUCAUCUGAGGAAGCUACUUCGCAAUCCUCAGAAAUACCCCGCCGAAAACGGACGUUUGUGGUGCCUCCGCCUUCGGAAGCCGAGCUCGCCAUUGAGAGCGAGAUUGAGCAAGACAUACAAACCGCCUUUCAGGAGAAUCCUGAACUCGAUCCAAAUCGAAGUCAAAAUAACGACACACAGCCUUCAGGCCCCAGCCGCCAACCUGCUACUAUCUUACCAGAUGAUGAUGGUGAUCCUUUAAAUCCUCUUGGUCCGCAUCGCAAAGACAAAACGCCGGGUCCUCGCGUCGACUCCAACGCCGGUAACACAGGUUGCGUGUCACUAUCCCCAACCAUCCGAGCCGAGGAAUUCGACGGGGACGAAGACGUGUCAAUGUGUCUUCUCAGUGAGGAAGAAAGCAAAAUCAAAGAGACCAUCUGGCUUCACAUGAACGCGGACUGGAUACGAAAGAACCAUUACAAGGUGAUCAAGCAGGAGCUGAAGGAUAGGGAAUUGCGUGCACGUGGUCUCGAUCCUGCCAAGGAAGCGCUAAAAGAGAAACUGGCCAAAGGUAGACGCAAGGAUGGUACCAAGAAGCCCGGUCGCCGAGGCGAUGUGAGCUACUUGGACGAACAGGCCAAAGGGGAACCAGGGGGUGGAGAUCGUGACAAACGUGAUGCUGCCGAAUCUGUUCGGAAGAUGUUCACAACUCGAGGCGUCUACUCGAGGCGAGUCAACUACGAUGUGCUUGACUCCAUAUAUGGUAUCCCUGAAGGAGGAGAUGCCGACAGCGAUUCGAGAAGUGCUAGUCGAAGCCAGAGCGUGGCUAGCGAUAUGCCCCAAGACGCAAGGGAAGGGAGUAUUGCGAGCGUUGCGAGCGUUGCAGCAAGAGCAAGCCUCGGACCUGAAGGAAUCUUCCGCGGCAACAGCGGUCGAGCAGGCAGGGACAGGAGUAAGACUUCGUUGGCCGCAGAACGGCGGGAAAGAAAGAAGCGAGAACAAAGCAGCAGCCAAGUGCGAGAGCUGCGUGAAGGAAGUACCGCUUCGGAUCGGAGAAGCAGAAGCAUUCGAAGCCCGAGUGGUACACCUGGCGUCGAAAUACGCGAAACUGUCAAAAGAAAGCGGGAGACAAGUGGACCAAGUCCUGAACCUGGAUCGGCUACCGUGGUUGAUGAGCAGAGCAAUGCUGAGUCUGGACUGUCGAAACCGCAGGAUCAGGGGGGACCUCUGUCACCACCAGCGACGCAGCAUCAAGGGCCGCCUCCAAUUCGUAUUUCAGGUGCCAUACCGACGGUUGCGUCGUCUUCGCAAGGUCCUCAACAACAGCGAACUCCUCCGGCCACGCAGAGUGAGGGCACUCCGCCCAGUCAUAUGACUACAAGCGGCGGUAUCCCGACCGUCACCUCCUCAAGUGAAAUUCCCUCGGUGGCAUCCACGCAGAGCCAAGCACUACCACCCAGCAUUCGCGUCACGUCUGACAUCCCCGUAGUGAGACCAUCUUCUAAAUCUAAACAGCAGCCUCAAGCGACGUCAGCAGCCUCUCCUACAACACAAGCUCAAACAGAGACAGAUACUAAAGCGGCAAUUGUCAAGGCUAGCUCUUCUAGUUCUGAUCGUGACACAGACAAAGCAGACGAUCAGGAUGGCAAUGAGGAUGAGGAUGAUGACGAUGACGAGGACGAGGAGGAAGAGGAAGAAGAAGAAGAUGAUGAUGAUGAGGAUGAGGAUGACGACGACGACGAAGAUGAGCAAGAUGGUGAUGAAGAUGACUACGUCCGGGAACUAGAUGACGGUGAUAUCGACGCCGCGUUUGAGGGCCGGUUCGGCGACGAUGAAGAUUACUAG